AUGGAAGGCUUGGCACCGUCCGAGAACAGCAUAAAGCGCACGAGGUCGAGAGCCGGAUGUUAUACCUGUCGACUUCGAAGAAAAAAGUGCAACGAAGUGCGCCCAAAAUGCGAUGUAUGUUCCAAGAACAUGCUCAAGUGUAUCUGGCCCGAGGCAGGACACGGGAGACUUACGAAAGAGAUGCGCGAGAGGAUGAAGCGGGAGGUCGAUUUCUACGACGAGUUUAGCCGAAAUGGCAUCUCGGGACCUCGAGAGUCCAAGUUGAUCUCGGGAAAUUCUGAUACCAUUGAGUACGCCUCUAUUGCUGUAGAGACUUCGAAUAAGAUCGAAUCGCCACGCAUUACAACUUUCGUCAACUACACUACGGGACGGCGCAAGAAGUUUGUGCGAUUGGGUGACGAGCCCCACAUCAAAACCGAAUAUGAACUCGAUACGGCCAAUUACGACGACAAUGCUAGCGUUGUUACUUUCAUGUCCGAAAACGAUGAUUUUUUCUCGGCAAACAACGGAAGGCCGGCUGAUGGAGCGACCCCGCAGUCGAUCAGCGAACAUGAGCAGACUUUUGGUCACAAAUCGUACAAAUCGUCUCCAGAACUUACCUUUUGCACUUCCACAGUACAUUUAGAGGACGACACGGAAUUUCAUGGCCUCGACGAGGAGCAAACGGAGCGGUUCUAUCGAAGGCUUAUGCAGCAGUUCGUAUUUUGGUCCGACUCUUGUAGGAAAGGCAAACGGGGUUUAGAGUCACAAGCCGCUGAUAGACUGGAUUUAACUGGCGACGAGUUACUACUUUACUACACCUGUAUCCAUUAUUUUCUGCCUGCUGUGGGUCCCCAGCACACUGUGCCCGCACUAACCACCACCGAAACAUUCGUUCCACUUCUAGCAGAACAUCCAAUUGUGACAAGAGUUUUUUUAUGCUGCGGUGCCACGUUUCUUGCAUGGUGCCAGCCGGACAAAUAUUCUGACGUUGCGGAAGCGCUAUAUCAAGAAAGCAGGGCAGAGCUUACUGCAGAAUUGGAAUCCAAUCGAACCCGAGGCGAUGAAACAUGGGCAUUUGCAUGUUUUCAACUACUUUGUUUAACCGAUAAGCUACACAAUGGAUCAGGACCCUCGAUGGUCGAUCGGUCAGUAGAUAAUCUCGGACAUUCAUUCUUAAUCAUUAAACAUAAGCGUCAAACGAUCAAAAACAAUGGGUCCUCGCCUACCGAGCGAAUGCUGAUCGAAAGUUUCAUAUACAACUACGCUGUGUCUCUGCUCGUGGCGCAAGACGUAUCGAGAUUGCCUGAUCCAUUUGGCGAAUUGUUUCAUGAGCUGGUGCUUAUGCUGAAAUCGCCCAUAUUCGACGACUGCGACGUCGAAUGGAUGAACAACCCAGUUUUGGGGCCGUCGGUCGAUGCCUUUGAGAUGUUGGCCCAGGUGUCAUAUAUGAGUCGGCUUCCAUUACCGUUAAGGGAAAACGUUUGGAAAGAAAAAGCACAGGGCCUGCUUAAUGAAUGUCUCUACUACACGCCACCAGCUUUACCGCCUGAAAUACGCAAGAGCCCUGGGAAAUAUGCCAAAUACAGACCGGGCCUCUUGUGUGGUUCCAUCAUCAGCAAAGCCUGUUAUUUGCUGGUUAGCAAGAUUUUAAAAUACGAAGAGUUUAAUCUUCGCGAGCAUCAAAUUCAAGGCGUUGUGCACUAUGCUGUUCAAAGUCUUCAAGAGAUUGAAAAGGGAAACCCUCUUCUUUGCAUUCUACUAUGGUCUCUUCUUGUCAUUGGAGCAUUCACAGUCGAUCCUGGAGAUCGACUUGUGAUAAAAGAAUAUUUGAAAAGUACCUCCGAGACAAUUCAUUCCUAUGGCGCGGAGAAAAUUAACCAUCUACUGCUGUCUAUUUGGGAAGGCGAGAACUUGAAUCUCCUAUUUUCUAGAGAUCGUGUAAGUCAAGUUAUUAUUUAA
Lachancea mirantina is the source of this 1941-nucleotide messenger RNA. NCBI's taxonomy places the organism in Eukaryota, Fungi, Ascomycota, Saccharomycetes, Saccharomycetales, Saccharomycetaceae. The record is from the annotation of a GenBank genome assembly.